UUUUAUAGUAUUUGGUAGUAUCCCAUAGAUACAUAACUCCGUGCUAUUAGUUUUACAAUUAUAUAUUAUCUGCAUACUAAUUAUUGACCUAAUACUGUCUAGUAGAAGGUCUAUGCUGCGUACGGUGUGUACAAACCUUAUCAAUAUUAUCAGUAAUAAUCAGUAACCAGCCGUGCGCCGGAGCCGAAGACCGAUCGGCGGUCGCGCGAUCACUCAUUCACUCCACUCACCACUCAUCAGUUCACCGCCGUACCGCCUUCCACUGUUCAUUAAUCAUUUAAGCACGUGAUGUGCUCAAAAUAAUUUAUGAGUUAUUUUUCAAAUUUCAAAGCCGAAGGAUAUGAGUUGCCGAAAACAGUAGGUGCGACUCAGUGCGAGUGUGUGACAAAAUUGUCCAUAUAAAUCCCUGAAACUACCGGUCACGCCAUGGUAGUCCAGAAGAAAGAAAGCGUGUUCAACACACUCAACGAAUGUGAAGUGGAAGAUAUUACUUUAGAGUUUUUCUACAAACCUCAUACCAUAACUCUAUUGAUAUUGUCAAUCGUUGGAGUAAUUUUUAUGUCCUUUAUUCGAGAUGACAAAUCGAUUGAUAGCAAUAUCUGUGCUGGAAUCUGGUGCGUUAUAUUUUUUUUAAUUCUUGUAUCUUUAUUGGCAUUCCCUAAUGGCCCAUUUGUAAGACCUCACCCAGCAGUCUGGCGAAUGGUAUUCGGACUAAGUGUUCUAUACUCAUUAACAUUGCUAUUUUUAUUAUUUCAAAAAUAUGAAACAAUUAAAGGAAUGAUAUUAUGGCUUGAUCCUAAUCUCAAAGAUUUCAGAAUCGAUAUGGAUAAAGAGUAUGGUGUUAACUGUUCAGAUAUCUCUGUAGAAAAGUUUUGGGCGCAUUUGGAUGUAUUUGCUGCUGGUCACUUUUUUGGAUGGGUAUCGAAAGCAAUACUUGUGAGGCAUUAUGGAAUAUUGUGGUCAAUGAGUAUGAUGUGGGAAUUCACUGAAGUGAUGUUUUCUCAUUUAUUGCCUAAUUUUAAGGAAUGUUGGUGGGAUGCAUGGAUAUUAGAUGUCCUGCUUUGCAAUGGAUUUGGUAUAUGGGUCGGAAUGAAAAUUUGCAAAAUGUUAGAAAUGAGAGACUAUAACUGGCCUGGUAUUAAAGAUAUUGACACAACUAAAGGUAAAAUCAAGCGAGCUGCCCUACAGUUUACACCAGCUAGUUGGACACCAGUUCGGUGGCUAGAUCCAAAUUCAUCAUAUAUGCGAUUUUUUUCUGUGUGCCAAAUGGUAAUUAUGUGGCAAGUAUCUGAACUGAAUACAUUCUUCUUGAAGCACAUAUUUGAAAUGCCACCAUCGCAUCCACUAGUUGUUGGCAGGCUUUUCUUUUUGAGUAUCGUAGUUGCACCAUCUACUCGACAAUAUUACACAUAUGUGACAGAUCCUAAUUGUAAAAGACUUGGGACACAGUGUUGGGUCUAUGCAGUCAUAAUGGUCACAGAGUCACUGUUGUGUAUAAAGAAUGGAAAAGAACUAUUUCAGCAGACUGAAAUUUUUAACAUAUCAGUAUGGUUGAUGAUCAUGCUAUUUUUCUCCGUUGUGAGUGUUUUGGGUUUUUGGCAGGCUGAUUGGUUAACAGGAAAAAAAUUUGAUGCAGAUGUUGUUUCAAACUCCAUUCCAAAUGAUAGCCAUGUUGAAGAAGACUACAAAACUAGCAAAAGCAAAACACUUUAAAAUUAUUUCUCCAAGUAGCGUUAAUUAGUAGAUGCCAAAUAUUACAUAAAUACGUACCCAUAUUAGAAUCAUUAGAUGACAUUUCAAAUUGUAAACUCAAUAUAUGUGACCUAUUCCUUAAAAUAAUUAUUUCGGUAUUUAUUUAUUUAAAAAUAAUGGGACAUGUAUAUUUCCUUUAUGAGUUUUUUACUAUCAGAUCUUGUAUUGUUAUUAGUUAUUGUAAUAACGUUAUGAUAAAAGACUUAUUUAAGCCUAGUCACCUAAUGUGUAUUUGUUAUUACCUAUUUUAAAUCAUUUUUCUUUAAAAUGCUAUUUAUUGUGAUAAAAAUAUCAAGUACUGAAAUUGUAAUAUCGUGUGUUUAGUGCAUAAAUAGGUUACUUGAACUACUUGUUUGUAAUUUUUUUUUUGACUGUAUUGAUUUUUAAUUGUUCCAUAAUAUUAAAUAAAAUCCAUUGAAAAAAUAAAAAUAAAUGUCUUGUAGAAUAACAUUACAGUAUACAUCAUUAUAAAUAUUAAAAUACCUAGGCGUUCAACAUAUUUUAUUUAAAUGUUUGCUCAAGGUAAUAUAAUUAGUGUACUAAAGACAAAUUAUAUUAUCAUAGUGUUAUAGUGUUUAAACCAUUUAAAUUAUUAUUCUACCUAUAUAAAUAUUCUGUUUGUACUUCAAAAAUUAAAAUUAUAUUAUUUUGAAUAUUACAUUUAAAGUGUAUUAUUAAUUGUUAUACUCAUCUUUCUAUCAUAUUUCAAUGUCAUAAUAUACUCUUACAAUUAUUGUAACUUAAAUAAGUUUUCAUUAAUGUCCAUAAGCUUAGAAACGGAAAUAAUAUAAUACAGUAGAAGCCGCAUAAGGAACACUUGGACCACUUUGAAGUGUGUCAAUUAACUGAUUGUUUGUUAUAAGCGUCAAGCAAUUGGUUUUAUUUAUUAUGAAAAAAAAAGUAGCUACUAUGAAAUUUUUUUUAUUUUAUGUUAAAGAUGUAUCUAUCAGUGUCGUUUUCUACUGACACAAAAUUAUGAGUCAGUCUUUGUUCAUCUUUGCCUUUUUAGCUCUGUCACUUUUGACCACAUAUGAGUGUUCGGGCAAGGCUCUAAAUUAAAGCCCAGUCUCGACUACAUUAAAAAAAUAUCAGAGGAUGAAAAUUGAGGCAUCAGUUCCGUCCAAUGAGUUCCAACCCAAUUUUAUGUUUCACUAAUAAUGUAUUCUCCCGCUCUGUAUGCUGUAUACUAUGUACAUCAUGUACAUUGUAAUUGCAGUGCGUUGGUUAUCACCAAAUCAGAGUUAACCAAUAUGUUCUUUCAAUAAUCUGAUUAAUUUACAAUGGUAUAAUGGCCCAUUAAUACAGCUGGUCUUUCCCUAGAUACUUAGUUCAAUAACGUGAUUUUAUCAAUUAUCCGUGUUCCUAAUAAGCGGUUUCAACUGUAUAUAGGAAAAAAAAUUUAUUUUUUCAUCCGUAAUUUAACCUUAAGCUACUCUUUUAGUAGACAUAAUUUGGAUAAUACUCAGAUAAUCAAUUUUAUUAUAUUGGUAGUUUCAAGAUGAGUUUAAAUCAUAAAUUAAUAACAAAGUAAUUUAAACAGAAGAAUUUAUUUAAAUAAAUAAUGUGUGUAUCAUAAGUCAUAACUAAUAUAAUUCCGAAAAUGAAACAAACUAAGAAUAUUGCAUUAUAUUUUCAAAAUGUUAUCAUAAUUCAUAUGUAAAUACUAUUACAAUUUAUUAUAAUAUUAUUUAAUAUAAAUAGCUAAGCAGUAGUAUUUAAUGUUUUUUUUUAUCUCGUGCGUUAUAACUGGAUAGUAGUUUUGAUAAAAUUAGUUGUUCAUUUUUGGACGUACAUGCAUGUAUUAAUUAAUUGUACAUUCUCUUAUCAGAUUUAUUUUUAUUGAAGCUAAAUAGUUUUCACAGAUGUAAUUAUAAUGAAAAUUAAAAAUAUAAACUUGUAAAAUAUUUUUAAAUGAUUGAGUACAUGUCAGUAUAAAAACAACUGUAGGUAUCUGUGUCCAGUAGGCAAUGUUAGGGCUUAAGAUAUUAUUCUCAUAUUUUGGGUUUUAUUUUUAAUUGAAAAAAUAUUUUAAUUAAUUAUUUUAUAUUAUCUUCUGGUGCAAUUAUAAGUAUUUUUGUCUUAAUAUAACCAAUUACCAGCUUAUCUUGUAUGAUAUAAUGUGGCAUUUAUAACUUUAUGAGUAUAAAAUGUCAUCAGACUUUUUCUUUAUUUUAUUAAGACUGCUAGAAUACAUAAAAUAUAUACAAAAUAACAAUUGGAUAUCUGGCAAAGUUAUAUUUUAAUUCUUAUAAUAUGUUCAAAAACGUCUAGGUUUAUGACUUAUGAGGUUCAACUCAGUUUAAGCCAAAAUUAUGACGAUUCUCACUAUAAAAUAAAUAAUUUUUAAUCUAUUCUGUGUUAAAACCAAUCUUGUUUAUAAUAUCAAUGAUUUAAAUACAUAUCGGAUCUAAUAUGGAAACAACUUUGGUUAGUCUUGUAUUCAUUUUAGGUGCUGCGUUUAAUCGUAUAGAUUUAAUUUU
Molecule: messenger RNA, 4232 nt
Organism: Myzus persicae (green peach aphid)
Lineage: Eukaryota; Metazoa; Arthropoda; Insecta; Hemiptera; Aphididae
Gene: l(3)77CDf
Product: phosphatidylserine synthase 1
Exons: 2
Coding region: 427-1713 (428 amino acids)
Biological process (GO): phosphatidylserine biosynthetic process
Molecular function (GO): L-serine-phosphatidylethanolamine phosphatidyltransferase activity
Source: RefSeq, a predicted model, not a curated record